AUCCUGCACGAUAAGGGGGUGGGAGGAGCGGCCUGAAAGGGGUUCCAACCCCAAUGGUACCAGCUUAGCGGCCCUGCCCUGGCCCCAAGCAUUCCACCCUCCAGCCCCCACCUCCUUGUCGGCUGAUUGAUGACUCCAGCUGUCCCAGCGGGAACGCGGGGCGGGUGGCCCCAGUUCAAGGGCGUGGCCACUCCAUCCAUGGCCUGCAGACCCCUGCGGCCUGAGGAGCCUGGCUCCACCUGACCAGCUCUGGAAUUACCAGCAAUCCAUCUUCCUACAGACAAAGGUGGCAUGGCAGCGAGCACGGACAUAGCUGGCCUGGAGGAGAGCUUUCGCAAGUUUGCCAUCCAUGGUGACCCCAAGGCCAGUGGGCAGGAGAUGAAUGGCAAGAACUGGGCCAAGCUGUGCAAGGACUGCAAGGUGGCUGAUGGAAAGACCGUGACAGGGACUGAUGUCGACAUCGUCUUCUCCAAAGUCAAGGGGAAGUCUGCUCGGGUCAUCAACUAUGAGGAGUUCAAAAAGGCCCUGGAAGAGCUGGCAACCAAGCGAUUCAAGGGGAAGAGCAAGGAAGAGGCCUUCGAUGCCAUCUGUCAGCUGGUGGCAGGCAAAGAACCAGCCAAUGUGGGCGUCACUAAAGCAAAAACAGGAGGUGCUGUGGAGCGACUGACUGACACCAGCAAGUAUACCGGUUCUCACAAGGAACGCUUCGAUGAGAGUGGCAAGGGCAAGGGCAUUGCUGGACGGCAGGACAUCCUGGAUGACAGCGGUUAUGUGAGUGCCUAUAAGAACGCAGGCACCUAUGAUGCCAAGGUGAAGAAGUGAGCCAGGGAAGGUCCCCUCCAGCUAGGCUGCCCCUGCCAGAGGCUGAGGCUUAGGCCUGAGGGGCAUGUGAAGCGAGAGCCCAGUCCCCUCCCUGCUGGACCUGCCACCCAGAGCUUCCUGCCCAGACCCUUGGGGCCAGCCCACCAGGCCUCUGACCCAGAUUGCUCUGUGUUCUCUUCCUCCUCUUCUUCCUAGCCUGACUUCUGUCCAUCUGGGGACAGUCUGUACCUAUAGCCUCACUGCCCCAACCUGGCCCUGGGCAUGGCUAACUUGUGCCUGCUUGCCUCAUAUUUAAGCUGCUGUCCUGGCCAAGUGCCUAACUCUUACCUAGACCUCAAUAAAGACAACUUUUGUACCAA
This is a messenger RNA of Nycticebus coucang (slow loris), 1181 nucleotides long. RefSeq names its product tubulin polymerization promoting protein family member 3 (gene TPPP3). Gene Ontology annotation, biological process: microtubule polymerization; microtubule bundle formation; positive regulation of protein polymerization. Bases 292 to 822 code for a protein of 176 amino acids. Lineage: Eukaryota; Metazoa; Chordata; Mammalia; Primates; Lorisidae. The transcript is spliced from 4 exons. Gene Ontology annotation, cellular component: microtubule. The record is from RefSeq and is a predicted model, not a curated record. Gene Ontology annotation, molecular function: tubulin binding.